This is a messenger RNA of Drosophila nasuta, 3356 nucleotides long. RefSeq names its product equilibrative nucleoside transporter 3 (gene Ent3). Gene Ontology annotation, cellular component: plasma membrane. Lineage: Eukaryota; Metazoa; Arthropoda; Insecta; Diptera; Drosophilidae. The coding region runs from base 153 to 2120 and encodes 655 amino acids. Gene Ontology annotation, molecular function: monoamine transmembrane transporter activity; nucleoside transmembrane transporter activity. The record is from RefSeq and is a predicted model, not a curated record. The transcript is spliced from 3 exons. Gene Ontology annotation, biological process: nucleoside transmembrane transport.
AGAUAUUCCGUCGGUUUUCAACGCAUCAAUUAUGCAAACCCCAAACGAAUUGUGCGUUGACUAAAUUUCCAAAAAAUAAAUAAAACAUAACAAAACUAUUUGCAAAACAAGAAGACCAGCAUCAAGCAUAACAAGUCAAGCGAGAGCUAAUCAUGGAUGUGGGCGGACAGGAAACAACAUACGAACCACUCGAGGGUCGCAGCAGCGGUCGGACAUCGGGCGGCGGUGGCAUGCGGCAUCCGAAUAGUAUUGACAGUCCCGAGUUCGACACACGCGCCCCAAAGGACCAACGCCAUGCCGUCUAUCUGGCACUCCUUGCAGCGGGCAUUGGAUUCGUGUUGCCCUACAAUAGCUUUAUCAUCGCCGCUGACUAUUGGCAGGCACGCUUUCCGGGUCGCCCGGUGGCCUUGGACAUGUCCAUGACAUACAUCUUUGUCGCUUUCUGCACAGUGCUCUUCAACAACAUUGUUCUUUCGCUGGCGCCCUUUCAGACACGCGUCCUCUUUGGUUAUAUGGUGUCCUUUACCACUCUGAUCUUUGUGGCUGUCUGUGAGGUGGCCUGGCAUGCCUUUGCCACGAAUACAGCGUAUAUGGUCAACAUGUCAGCGGUGGCAUUAACCGCCAUCGGUUGCACGGUGCAACAGUCGAGCUUCUACGGCUUCGCCUCGAUGCUGCCCAAACAGUAUACGCAGGCGGUAAUGGCUGGCGAGAGCAUUGCCGGAUUUCUGGUGUCUUCCAAUCGUGUGGUGACCAAGCUGCUCAUCAACAAUGAUCGCGUCUCGACUGUCAUCUUCUUUUUGACCUCCACGCUAUACAUUCUCUUCAGCUAUCUGCUCCAUGUGGCCACGAUUAAUUCGCCCUUUGUUCGCUAUCACGUGGACGCGUGCUCCAAGAUUGUCCUACGACCUGAUGAGCAAGAAAUCGAUGGUGCCACGAGCAGCACAAAAUACGGAGUACUCUCUAUGGAUGGCACAACGACUACAACCUCAGCUGGACCGCAUCAUUCCAGCGUGAAUGCCACCAACACCCUGAGCUUUAGUAAUCCCGUCUACGAGUUGUCCAAUCCCACGGCAGGCGAGAGCAUCAUCGAGGGACUGGGACAACUGCCCGAUUUGCCAGCGACGCCGCACGAACCGGCCACGCCCACAACGGUGGCCUUCAAGGUGGAGCAUGUGAUAACGCCGCGCCGUUGUCGUCCCAGCAAGCUGAGUGACAUACGCGAGGGAUUCGUCACACGCUGGCGUGUGGCCCAAGUCAUCUAUCCGUACAUGGUGUGCAUUGCAUUGGCCUAUUGUGUCACGCUCUCGCUUUAUCCUGGCAUCGAGGUGGAGAUCACUUCGUGUGCGCUGCGCUCUUGGAUGCCCGUGCUCCUGAUGUUCUGCUUCAACACGUCCGAUGUGGUGGGCAAAAUACUGGCAGCCAGACCGUAUCCCUGGUCUCGGCGACAACUUGUUCUCUUGUCGGGAUUGCGUAUCGUGUUGGUGCCCAUGUUUCUGCUCUGCUGUGCGCCGCGACAUCGUCCAGUCAUCUCCUCGGAAACGGCUCCAUUUCUGUUCACCAUUGCGCUAGGCAUCAGCAACGGUUUGGCUGGCAGUCUGCCCAUGAUGCUGGCGCCGGCUAAAGUGCCUGGCACCUUGAAAGAGGUCACCGGCAAUAUUAUGACGUUGUCGUACAACAUUGGACUCUCGGCUGGAUCGCUGAUUGGCUACGUGUUCGAGGGCAUGUUGGGUCCGCAGCUCGAUAAUCCGUGUCCCAUGCAUCCGUGGUCGAUGCUGGAUCAUUACCACGACCAUUUGCCGCCGCUGCUGCCCACGAGCAGUCCAACGAUGGCAGUGAACACAACGCUGGCGCCGCUCCUGCUCAACACCACCAUGGCCAGCAUCUCAAGCACCGAGAGCAGCUCGACGAGUGUGGUUCCGGUGCCCGCCUUGGCCACGGUUAUCACGACAACGGCACUGGCUCUGUAUAGCACUGUGGCCAGCACCAGUGUGGAGUUGAUUAAUGCCACGGUGACCACAAUGCUAUCGGCGGUUUCAUCAACGGUCGGCGACAUCAGCGGCGAGUUGGGGGGUAGCACAACGGAUCCGCAAACGCCCGAGGCUCUGAUGCAGGACAUCUAAAUUAAGGGAUUGUAGGACUGAUUGUAAAGCAGGCAAGCAAACAAAGAAGAGCUCAUAUUGAAAUGUAUCUUAAAGAUACUUUUUUUGGAGCACAUUCUUUAAAUCUAUGCUUUAGCACCGAGGAGAAAAAGAGACCUCUGCAAAAUUGUAUAGCACAAGUUUCUCUCUCACUGUCUCCUGUAUCUUGUAGCAAAUUUUUGAUUGACAAUGGAUUAGCAAUCGUAGCUCUAACUCUAUUGUAUGUAACAAUCUUAACAAGAAUCUAUUCAACAGCAAAUACCUAGAUAAUAUACAUAUAUCUGUGUGUACUCUUAGGCAAGUCUUCUCACGUGCAAGUUAGGUUAAACAUUCACUUUGGAAGGAGAAUUUAUCAGUCAUGUACUUAAUGUUAACUUUAACUUGUGCAUGAGAGGACACACAUAAUAUAUUACUAUUAAUCCAAUUAAGUGCUACGAUACUCAAGUUGCAACCUGUUGAUUUCGAGUUAUAUAUGUAUAAAAUCAAAUUAGUUAAGAAGAAUUCUACAUAUACGCUUUGUCCGUAUGUCUAUAAGUAAGUCAUUAGGUUACGGAUUAAAAUAGGCUGGUUGAAAUGUUGCAAGAGAAACAAGAUGAACGUAUUGUUGGUUACAGAGAGAGAAUAUUUUUAUAAAUAACGAUGGGCAAACUGCAAUUGUUUGACAUGAAUAUACAUAUAUACAAUGUAAUAGAUUACAAUUUUGAUCUGAAUGUGGCUCAACUUUACAAGUUUUGUUAAGUUUAUAAUACUAUGUGAGGAAUGUUCUUCGAUUGCGGAUAUCACAUAGCUUUUAUAGACACCUUUUGUUUGUAACUCGUAACACAAAACUCCGUUCCAAAAACAAAUAUAUUAACAAAUUGCAUAGUAUAUAUAAAUUAUGUUAUACAAAAUAUAUAUUGUAUGUACAUUGUGUAUCAGAAGAUGGUUAGCUAAGCAAUUUUGCCAUGGCCUUGUUAUGCUCGAUAUUAUUUGUAUUGUUUUCAUAUAAAUAUUUUAGCCAAAUCUAUAGCAAUAAUAUGUUGUGUUUACUAUGUUUUUGAAUUGAAUCAUAUGCUACUACUCUUAAGUAUUGUAACAAUAAUAUUUCAACAAAAUAGAAAUAAAAUUAUUAACACAAAAUAAGAAAAAUUUCCGAAUUCAGUUCCAAGUGUGUAGUAUCCUCUCUUAACUAAGUACAGGGUAAUGUGAUAAGUGUAUCACCCUGUUUUAAAGAAGGAU